AUGGCGACGUACCUGCCAAGUCUGGCUGUUUGCCUGCAGCCCCCGGACGCGUACGUUAGUCAGUAUAUCUCGCAGUGCUUAGCAUUUGCCGAUCGAGGGUAUGUAAGCUGGCUGUUUCCGCCAGGUGGCAAGGGCGGCGGUCGCGGUGGCGGCAAACCUGCUGACACCACCAAGUUCUACAAGAUUCUGGAGGUCGAUAAGAACGCAAACGAUGCCGAGAUCAAGAAAGCCUACAGGAAGCUUGCCGUGAAGCACCACCCCGACAAGGGCGGUGACCAAGAGAAGUUCAAGGAAAUUACUCGGGCGUACGAGGUCUUGAGCGAUUCCGAGAAGCGCGCCAAGUACGACAGGUUCGGCGAGGAGGGCUUAGAGGAUGGUGGCGGCGGGGGCGACCCGUCGGACAUCUUCGAGGCGUUCUUCGGUGGCGGCGGCGGCUCAUACACGAACAUGUGCAAGGUCUGCAAGUGCGUGUGA
Messenger RNA from Prorocentrum cordatum, 474 nucleotides. The record is from the annotation of a GenBank genome assembly. NCBI's taxonomy places the organism in Eukaryota, Dinophyceae, Prorocentrales, Prorocentraceae.